AUGCGAUAUUCGUGGCCACGAACAGUCCCACAUACCACGAAUAGCAGCACCGUCCAGGCAUUCAUUGUGGCUGUCCAAUGUCAGCAGUCAAACACUCAGCGCCGCAGACUGUUUGAGGUUGUUUGCCUGCGCCUCAUGUGUUCGGUGUUUGUGCUCGUCGCCGAAGCGCUCAUCCGCUUUCUCGCCGCUAUCACUCACUGCUAG
Molecule: messenger RNA, 204 nt
Organism: Gongylonema pulchrum
Lineage: Eukaryota; Metazoa; Nematoda; Chromadorea; Rhabditida; Gongylonematidae
Source: the annotation of a GenBank genome assembly